Theobroma umbraticum is the source of this 1623-nucleotide messenger RNA. It is a transcript of the gene ARL1, whose product is annotated as ARG1-like 1. NCBI's taxonomy places the organism in Eukaryota, Viridiplantae, Streptophyta, Magnoliopsida, Malvales, Malvaceae. The record is from RefSeq and is a predicted model, not a curated record.
UUUAGAUGCUAAUCUUGUGCUAUUCAGGUACCAUCCUGAUAAGAUGGAAUGAUCCUGUUGCAGCUGAUAUGUUCAAGGAGGUCACAUUUUCUUAUAAUAUCUUGUCUGAUCCAGAUAAAAGACGCCAGUAUGACACAGCUGGUUUUGAGGCUGUUGAAUCAGAUAACCAAGAAUUGGAGCUUGAUCUUUCAAGUUUGGGGGCUGUGAACACAAUGUUUGCUGCACUUUUUAGUAAACUUGGGGUUCCAAUUAAGACCACUGUAUCUGCAACUGUUUUGGAGGAGGCACUUAAUGGUAUGAUCACUAUUCGUCCACUUUUGCUGGAGCAACCUGUUUCAAGGAAGGUUGAAAAACAAUGUGCUCACUUCUACUCUGUCACAAUAACAGACGCGGAAGCAAGAGAUGGGUUUGUUUGCCGAGUACAAUCAUCUGAUAAAAGCAAGUUCAAGUUAUUGUAUUUUGAUCAAGAAGAGAACGGUGGAUUAAGCCUUGCUCUUCAGGAGGAUAGUGCAAAAACAGGAAAGGUUACAUCUGCUGGAAUGUAUUUUCUUGGCUUCCCUGUGUAUCGCUUGGAUCAAACAGUCAAUUCGGUAGCUGCUGCAAAGGAUCCGGAUACAGCUUUCUUCAAAAAACUGGAUGGAUUUCAACCAUGUGAAAUAACUGAAUUAAAACCAGGCACUCAUGUAUUUGCUGUUUACGGUGACAACUUUUUUAAAAGUGUAAGCUACACUAUAGAAGCUAUUUGUGCUGCCCCUUUCCUAGAGGAAAAGGAGAAUCUUAGAGCCGUGGAGGCUGAGAUUCUGUCCAAACGUGUGGAACUGUCAAAGUUUGAAACUGAAUACAGAGAGGUCCUGGCACAAUUUACGGAGAUGACAAGCAGAUACGCGAAGGAAAUGCAAGAGAUCGAUGAGCUUCUCAAACAAAGGAAUGAGAUUCAUGCCUCAUACACAACUGCUCCACCAAUUAAGCGAAGUUCAAGUAGGAGUAGGAGCAAGGGUGCCUCCAAAGAGGUGAAAGAAGAUGGCGAAGUGAGAGAAAGAAAACAUGCAAUGAGGGAUAGAACUAAGAAGAAGAAAUGGUAUAAUAUCCACUUAAAAGUUGACAAGAGAAAGCCGUGCUGAAUAGGUUAUAAAGAAGUUGGCAACAUUUGGGGUCUACAAGUCAUCGGUUUUUGCACCUGUAAUUUAUUGCAGUGGUUCAACAUCUGUGCAGGCAAGUAUUAGACUGCAACAGAAUAUGUUGAUCUUUGAAUGAAAUGGUUAAGAAAAUGUAACUACUUCUUCCGCAUGCCAAGGAAGGGAAGACAGCAGCGCAUUGUUAUUGUAAAAUUCGUUCUUUUUUUCCCCCAACCUUUUGCCUAGGUCUUAUCUUGUUAUUUCCCCCUUUUGUAUUCCCAACCAGAAUACUUGUAAAUUGCAGAAAAUUAAUUUUCAAGAUCCUCCUUCCAUCAACUCUUUAAAUGGGUUGUAUGUUUGGGGUAAUGAAAUGGCAGUCUAUAAGCACCUCCUAGGCCUGGUGUGUUCACUAUUGCCAGAAUAUUGUAUUAGCUGAUUGAUUCUAACUGAUGUCUUUUAAUCAUGGCGGUGAAGUGAUGUGCCAAAAGCAGUGAUUUAGUUUUAUAAA